This is a messenger RNA of Colossoma macropomum (tambaqui), 2050 nucleotides long. RefSeq lists its product as uncharacterized. Lineage: Eukaryota; Metazoa; Chordata; Actinopteri; Characiformes; Serrasalmidae. The transcript has 6 exons. The coding region runs from base 125 to 1156 and encodes 343 amino acids. The record is from RefSeq and is a predicted model, not a curated record.
ACCAUUCCCAAAUGGCCAAGAUGGCUGGACGUUAGCUGGGAGAAGAGUUUUGGAGCAAAACGGGGACAUAUUGACAUCUACCAACAAUUUCCUUCAACAGCAAUCUAAGAACACUGGUAUUGAAAUGGCUGCUCCCCAGAAAAUUGUGCUACGUGUAUAUAUUGCAACAGAUAUGGCCUUGAAGCUCACUCUAAAUGAGCGCCCAAAGUCAGUGAAAGAGCUGAAGAGCAUAAUGCAAGAGAAGUUCAAGCCAAGACUGGAUAGUGACUUCAGCCUUCAGUAUGAGGACCCCGACUUUGAUGGACAACUUAGCUUACUUGUGGACAUUGAGGAAUUGCCGGAGAAGGGCACGUUGAAAGUAGUGAGAUCAGAAAGUGAUGACCCUUCAACAGCAAGUUCUGAUACAGACAUACUUCCGCAUGUACCUUUAACACAGCGUCAGAAGAAUUGGCCUGAUUCUUUUCCUGUGCCAACAUUUUCUUUUGAAGUGGAACAUGUACUUGAAGAAGGAGACAGUGUUUUUGACAGGCCUGGAAAGACACUGAAAUUGACACGAUCCCAAAAGCACAACAUCCUGGAAAAAAUGGCUGAAACAAUGCACAGUUUCAAACCUUACCCAAAUGACAGCGAAGUGGGUAAGGCAGCUGAAGCUCUUAUUGCUGCACAUCCGUGCCUUAGAGAGCUUGGAAGUGACACUGGAUGGUAUGGAUGGAAAGUCAGUUUGAAGUUCAAGAUGGGGAAUUAUCGUUCAAAGCUGGCCAGAUCUGGGUGUGCAGAGGUGUCCGUCAAUGUCGGCAGGAGGAGCAAAAACAACCCUGAGAGUGAUCACCCCCAUUCCAAUAUUAAAAGAGCCAGACGUUCUGAGGUUAACUUCCUUCCCAACUUUCCCAGAGGAGAAAGCCAGGCUACUCUCGAAGAGAUGAGACUACAAAUCAUACAAGAAGUUGAAAAGGCUGAGAGAAACCAGUUAUUGAUUGGAAAACUCAUGCAGACCACCUUUGCUCUUUGUCGACAAGAUAUUGUUAAGGGAGAUUUACUAGUGAGGGACUUUUUGAUGAGCUGGCCCGCCCUGCGAAUGGAGUCACAGGUGUUUGCAGAGUUCCACCGCAUAACAAAUGUGAACUUGCGCAAACAGUUCUACACAGAGCUCGACUGACACACAUCACGACUGAUUGCCUUGUUCAGGCAGAAGGCGUUGCGGACAGGCAAGACAGCAGAGGCGCUUCGAGAGAUCCUUGGGACUUAUGAUUGCCAGGUAGAAAAUGAUGUCAAUGUAAGAUGCAGUGUGUCCCUUCGUGCACUUCCUGUCUACCUGCGCGAGGAUGACUCGGAGUUCUUCAAGACCUACAAUCAGGAAGAGGAGCCAGAUGUCACUGACACUCCGGUUGCUCUCCUCACUACUGGUGUGGACUCCUUCAGCCCCGAGAGCAUCUCUGUUGUACUUGAGGGGGAAAUUGUUGUGAGUGACCUUCCCAGGUUGUCUGAUGCAUUCAUGGUGUUGUUUGGCCUGAUCUAUGCAUUCAAUUUAGAAUAUCCAAAGAAACUCAUCCACACAUUCACCUUUAUUCAGAAAAUAGUGAUGUGUCUGGAUGAGGGUAAACCACUGAAACCAGGCCUGCUGAGUUUGAAAAAUGACUUGAUGAAAGACUGAACCAAGCAAGAAGCUUGAAUGCCCAAGUGCAUAAGUGGUCCAUACAUGUACACUGACAAACCUCUUUAAUAGACACCUUCUUGUAUCUACACUCUGUCAAUUUCAUCAGUUCCACUGAUCAUUUAAUUGCACUUCAGUUCUACAGUAAUGCACUUUAGUUUGUCUGUUUUUCUGCAUUUUUGUUAGCCUACUUCUACCCUAUAACAUGGUGGUGGUGUUAGUGGGUUUUCUGUUGGUACAUUUGGAUCAGACACAGCAGUGAAGCUAAGAUGUUCACUCAGUGUCCACUCUUGGACACAUAAGAUCCAAAGAGGUGUCAGUGAACACCAAUCAGGCAUAACAUUAUGACCACCUCCUUGUUUCUACGCUCAUUGUCCAUUUUAUCCACUUACUAUAUAG